AUGUUCCCUGGAAUUACAACCAAACUGUAUCUUGUUGCAGAAUACGCUGUGGCUUCUGUUGUGUAUCAUUCUGAAUUUUUGAUGAAGACACUCCCGAAGGAACAUGCUUUGUUGGCUACUUGCCUGUUCACGCAACAAGGAAUUCUUCAACGAAUGAAGAAAAUGGUGACAAUCGAGGGCGAUGGCAGACGGUGUACAGGCAUUCCAGCGCAUGUAACAAUCCUCAGAGGCAUGAAAGGGCUUGAAGCUAGCAGGAAGGAGCCUGCACAAGUUGAGCAGAGUGGAGCAUUGCAGGUGAACGGAUACAACUGGGGUCGACGCAUUCGCCUUCUGCCAGAAGAUUUUUUAUGGCCAAAGAUGUUCGUUGAUGUGGCUUACGAGUGGUGGAUGCAAGGAAAUGCAGAAAAAGGGUAUCCACCAUUCAAAAACCUGGAACCGAGUGAUUUUGCCGACCAGAAUGCAAGGAAACGUUUGAGUGACUUCAGGUAUCUGAUGGGCAAAAUAGACCAAUGUGCACAGGAGAAAGGAGUGUAUAAGGAGAACGCAACCAUGGAGGAAACCAAGGAAAUCUUCAAGCAGUGCGUGGAAUGCUUGAAACUACCGAGGAAAGAAGGGAGGCAACGACGGACCUGGCAGUCUGUAGCGACCUGGUGCAGAGAACAAGACGGAUUGCAUCGUUGA
This is a messenger RNA of Guillardia theta CCMP2712, 681 nucleotides long. RefSeq lists its product as hypothetical. NCBI's taxonomy places the organism in Eukaryota, Cryptophyceae, Pyrenomonadales, Geminigeraceae. The record is from RefSeq and is a predicted model, not a curated record. The transcript has 2 exons. The coding region runs from base 1 to 681 and encodes 226 amino acids.